GACAGACGACACUCAAACAGGUGUUCCGUCUGUUCGCGCCGCGCGCGCGCGCUCCUCCCGCUCCGCUUUGAUGGGGCUGCGCGUGAGAGGAGGAGACAGGCUCCAUCUCCGUCUGAGGAGGAGGAAGAGGAGGGGAGCGACGUCCCCACGGGACAGGCCGCCGACCCACGCGGCUAACAGGUGUGUCUGAUCUCCGUGCGUGUUCUCCAGCUUCAUUGUUCUACAAAUGGCACCAAAGCGCAGCCGCGAGUCUCCUCCGCGCGCACCUCCUCUGUGGCUCCGCUGAGGAGGAAGCAGGAGGUCCGAACGGUCCGUUUAAAUACUAAACUUGAAUCUCUCCGACUGCGUGUGGAGUUGGGGUGUUUUUUUUUGUGUUUUUUGAACAGCUUCGGGUUGAUUUCCUGUCUGCUGUUUGUCCGAGAGGAACCCAAAUCGAACCGGAUUCUGCCUCCAGACAACAAGUGGGGCUUUGAUUCAAAGUGUUUCAUGAUGACCACGAGAAGAGCCCACGGCGCCGUGGACGCGGUGACCUCCUCCUCCCACGAGAACCAGAACCAGCGCAGGAGUCCCGGCGCCCGCAGCGGCGCGGCUCCGGCGCCCGGAGGUCCGGAGAUGUUCAGUGAAUUUCAGGACUGGUGCCUGCGGACGUACGGGGACUCCGGAAAGACCAAAACCGUCACCCGGCGGAAGUACAACAAAAUCCUGCAGACCCUGAUCCAGGGGGACGAGGAGAACAGCAGCGCGGUGUUCGUGCACGAGAAGAGCACCAACCACAUCAACGCCAAAUUCAAGUUCUGGGUCAAGUCCAAAGGGUUCCAGGUCGGGACGCUGCAGGACGCAAAGAACGGAUCUGCGGACCGACCGGUGCUGUUCGUCCCCAUCAAGACAACGUGUGUGGACAGCAUAUCCGGCAGCGACUCAUCCCUGAAGCGCGUGGCAGUGGUGGAGGAUUUCUUCGAUAUCAUCUACGAGAUGCAUGUGGAGAUCGGCAGUGACCUCAGCAAAGCCCCAAAACACGCCGGACAGAAGAAGACCUACAAAGCUAUCGCGGAGACGUACGCCUUCCUGCCCAGAGAGGCGGUGACUCGUUUCCUGAUGAGCUGUGGAGAAUGUCAGAAAAGGAUGCACAUCAGCACCGUGGGACAGGAGCACAAAGAAAACGACAGACCGACCUCUCUGGCAUCAGACGUGAUCGACUACAAUGUUCCUCUGACCACCACAUACAUGAAGCAGAUGAAGCUGCAGAGUCUGAGCAGCAACAAGGAUGACAGCUCACUGAGCAGCGAGGAGGAGGCAGAGAUGAGCGAGCCCACAUGGCUAACAGCUGAUCUGGGAACAGUGUCGGACCUGAGCCCGUCGAGUCGAGGAGGAGACAGGAUGCGCCACAGUCCUCAAAACUCUCACAACAAGGAGGAUGACGAUGAUUCAUCGUCUGAGAGCGGCAGCGGCAAUGGCUUACCGGCCCUGACUCCUCCCUCCUCUGCUAUGACAGACAGCGCUAUCGUCAGGGAGACAGAAGUCGUCAAUGGCAACGGGGUCCCUGCCCCACUGGACUUCAGCACACCUACUUCCUCUUCGUCGUCUUCAGAGGACCAUCAGCCAGUCAACUUGAGUGACCCACCGACCAAGCGCCUCCCCCUGCCCACCUCCCACCUGCCCGUCACCGUUUCUGCAGCAGCCGCGGCACUGUUGGGUGCACUACAUCCUAACGCACCCGAGGAGCUCCGUAGGAAGUACCCGUUGGCUUCCAAACCUCCACUGGCUCCACACCCGGCAAUGCCCCUGCCACACACGCACACACCUCACACACAUAAUGCACACACUCCCAAUGUGCACUCUGCCGAGCUGCGACUGGACCGUGAUGUCAAGGAGUAUGGGUGCAAGUCCCCUCAGUACAGUUUGGGCAGCAGCUACGAUGGAGUGAAAAUGGACAUGUGUGCUGAGGACUUGACCACAGGUCGCCACAGCGGCCAGGUUGCCCCCGAUGAUGACGAUGAUGAGCAUGAUGACCACGAUGACAAUGACAAGAUCAACGACACAGAGGGCGUCGACCCAGAGAGACUAAAAGCCUUUAAUAUGUUUGUGCGUCUCUUUGUGGAUGAGAACUUGGAUCGGAUGGUGCCCAUCUCCAAGCAGCCCAAAGAGAAGAUCCAGGCCAUCAUUGAGUCCUGCAGCAGACAGUUCCCAGAGUUCCAGGAACGUGCCCGCAAGCGUAUCCGCACCUACCUCAAAUCCUGCCGGCGUAUGAAGAAAAACGGCAUGGAGACCCGUCCUACACCACCUCACCUCACCUCGGCCAUGGCUGAGAACAUCCUGGCUGCUGCCUGUGAGAGCGAAUCGCGUAACGCAGCAAAGAGGAUGCGCCUAGAAGCCUACCAUGAUGAGCAGAUUUCCCUGGACAAGCCCUCCAGUGGUGGAGGAGGUCUGAGGGAGCCGGCAUCCCUGGUCCAUUCCGCCUACUCUCUAUCAGCCUUCCCCUCCCAGGACACCCAGCUCUACAUCAACGGAGCUGGACUAAGCUACGGUUACCGUGGAUACCCGGGCCUGGGGGCUGCCAUGCAACACCCUGUUUCCUUGACAACCGGCACUGCUGUUCAGAGCAACGGCCCAACAGACCUCAGCAUGAAGUCUCUCGCCUCCAGCAUCAAUAACUCCUCCUCCUUAACCGUCUCCACCAAUAACAGCCUGGGUGGGCGGGGCAGUGGCAGUACAGGAGGGGGUGGAGCUUCAACUCAGCUCAGCCCGCCAGAAAUCACAGCUGUACGUCAGCUGAUUGCUGGAUAUCGGGAAUCGGCUGCCUUCUUGCUUCGCUCGGCAGACGAGUUGGAGAAUCUCAUCCUGCAGCAGAACUGAUUUAUUUUUAUUUAUUUUUUGGAGGUGGGGGAACAAACACACAGAUCAUUGUUUGUUUUGUGUUUGUCAGCGUCUUGUUGACCCCUCGUCCUUAUUUUGGGAUUUGUGAAUUUGGACAUAUUUCCUCGUCUGCCUUCUUUUUGGAAAUGUUGUUCUUGUGUGGCUUCAGGAGGAGUAUGUGGGGAAUCAGUGGUGCAGAGCAGCUGACCGGUUUCUCUCUGCCACCCACAAAACAAUCUCCUAUGGCCGCGAAGCUCCUUUCAGCCAGACGAAAAAGCGUUGAAAACAUAAGUACGUUCUGUUCCUUCCUCUAAAUCAGCACUACACUCUGUGCUGGAGUGUGCAGGAACGAAGAAGAAAACUGCAAAGGUGACGUUUCUGCUGCUGUGAUUUCAGGAAAAGAAAAAGACUGCCCUCAUGUGGUGAGGGGAAAAAUUAGGGGCACCAUUUUUUUUAUUUCCGUCAUUGAAUUCCAGUGGUUUUGAUUUACAGGCACUAUGGGAGGUGCUGUUGUUUGACUGUAACAAUUAAGUAAAUUUCCGUUCCUUUAAUUAUUACUACUGAAGAUGGUUGAAGUGCUUAUGCUUACAAUCUUGAUUUGUUCCUUUGGGGGAUUUUUUUUAACACUUCCAAAGUAAUCUGGUGAGUUGAGCACUAAUUACAGAAAAAUCAGCCCCACUGUGAGUCCACUGGGACUGAACGAUAAAAGCUGGAAAUGAAAAAUAAGUUUGUAUUGAUUUGAAAAAAAAAAAAAAACUUUGUGCUUGCUUGUAUAUAAGCUCUGUGUGUCUUACAGCACUUUUCCCCUCACCUGGACAACUCACCCAAAACCUCCUCACCCGUUUGACCCAGGGAGCAACUCGCUACUUAUGCAUCCAAGAGGCCAUGUUGACCACCUUUAAAUACCUCAGAUCAGAUCUGCCAACUUUAUUUUUCCGUUCCUUGAAACCCUGUGCACUCUGUCUGCAAACCAGGACUAGUUUACGUUGACCACCACCUGACAUCUUCAGGGUUUAUUUUGGAGGGGAG
Molecule: messenger RNA, 3882 nt
Organism: Thalassophryne amazonica
Lineage: Eukaryota; Metazoa; Chordata; Actinopteri; Batrachoidiformes; Batrachoididae
Product: nucleolar protein 4-like
Exons: 11
Coding region: 487-2853 (788 amino acids)
Source: RefSeq, a predicted model, not a curated record